Camellia sinensis is the source of this 1877-nucleotide messenger RNA. RefSeq names its product purple acid phosphatase. NCBI's taxonomy places the organism in Eukaryota, Viridiplantae, Streptophyta, Magnoliopsida, Ericales, Theaceae. The record is from RefSeq and is a predicted model, not a curated record. Gene Ontology annotation, molecular function: protein binding; acid phosphatase activity; metal ion binding.
UACCUAUUUUUUUUCAUUCCCACAACAACUCUUCGCUUCACACUCAAAUUCAUUUUAUUGUCUUGUAUAGGUUUGUGUUUGCCUCCUUCAUUGAUACACACACUCAUUACAUAUACACAACAACAAUCGUUUUCUACUUCUUCUUCUUCUUCGUGAUUAUUCCUAAUAUAAUUAUUAUUUACGAAGUUUCAAGAACAGGGUUCGGAAAUUAUUGUGAAAGGGUUCGCGUUUGGAGGUUGAAUUUGAUCUCUGGAUUGGGGAAAACAAAAAACAAAAUGGUACCCAAGUGGGUUUGUGCUGGGUUUGUUUAUCUCCUUCUUGGUUUGAUUUUGAAUGUUGCAGAGUUCUGUAAUGGUGGAAUGACCAGUGGUUAUCAAAGACCUAAUAACCUCAGUUUUGACAUGCCAUUAGACAGCGAUGUGUUUAGAGUACCUCCUGGUUAUAAUGCUCCCCAACAGGUUCAUAUAACACAAGGAGAUUAUGAGGGGAGGGGUGUGAUUAUCUCUUGGAUCACUCCCGAUGAACCGGGUUCAAACACUGUUGUCUACUGGGCAGAGAACACCGAGCUCAAGAACUGUGCUGAUGGCAUUGUCGUUACGUACAAGUACUUCGAUUACACUUCUGGUUUCAUUCAUCACUGCACCAUCAAGGAUUUGGAGUUUGAUACAAAAUAUUACUAUGAGGUUGGGAUUGGGAACACCACUCGACAGUUUUGGUUUAUAACUCCCCCGAAAGUUGGCCCGGAUGUGCCUUAUACUUUUGGUCUCAUAGGGGAUCUCGGUCAAACUUAUGAUUCAAAUACGACGCUAACUCACUAUGAGUUGAACCCAGCGAAAGGACAAGCAUUACUGUUCGUUGGGGACCUCUCUUAUGCAGAUGAUUACCCGUUCCACGACAACAACAGAUGGGAUACAUGGGGGAGAUUUAUUGAGAGAAAUGCUGCUCAUCAACCUUGGAUCUGGACUGCAGGGAAUCAUGAAAUUGAUUUUGCUCCUGCAAUCGGCGAAUCAAUACCCUUUAAACCUUAUACACAUCGUUUUUUCGUGCCAUAUGAAGCUUCUGAAAGUACGUCUCCUCUUUGGUACUCCAUUAAGAGAGCUUCAGCAUACAUCAUUGUCAUGUCUUCUUACUCGGCUUUUGGGAAAUACACUCCCCAGUACAAAUGGUUCACAAACAAGGUAACAGAAGUGAACAGGACUGAAACUCCAUGGCUCAUUGUUCUAAUGCAUCCCCCAAUGUAUAAUAGUUAUGUUUCUCAUUAUAUGGAAGGGGAAACCAUGAGAGUGAUGUACGAGCCGUGGUUUGUGGAGUACAAAGUAGAUGUUGUCUUUGCCGGUCACGUGCAUGCCUAUGAACGAUCAGAACGCGUAUCAAAUGUUGCCUACAACAUCAUAAACGGAUUGUGCACUCCCGUAAACAACCAUUCUGCCCCCGUUUACAUAACCAUUGGAGAUGGAGGCAAUCAAGAGGGAUUGUCAACUGCAAUGACACAGCCACAGCCACACUACUCAGCCUACCGUGAAGCCAGCUUUGGACAUGGCAUUUUUGACAUUAAGAACAGGACUCAUGCCUACUUCAGUUGGCAUCGGAAUCAAGAUGGAUAUGCCAUUGAAGCUGACUCACAAAGGUUUCCAACAAGUACUGAAACAAUCGGAAGAGUCCUCUGUAGCUUCAUCAAGAUAAGGGUUUCAUUUCGUUUCCUUUGUCCUCUUGAAUGGAACCAAUUAUCAACCCAUUAUCCGCACUAAAGGAUUUAUAUAUCCUUCAAUCGUAUUGUACUAUGGUUCAUUGCUUACUUGCUCAUUCUAGUAAAUUGUGAACAUAAUUCAAUUGAGAUUUUGCUUCUCCAUAAUCGUUGUGUGGAACUGUUAAAUUGA